Leptinotarsa decemlineata (Colorado potato beetle) is the source of this 1356-nucleotide messenger RNA. RefSeq lists its product as uncharacterized. The record is from RefSeq and is a predicted model, not a curated record. Lineage: Eukaryota; Metazoa; Arthropoda; Insecta; Coleoptera; Chrysomelidae.
AUGAGUUUAACUUCACGAAGAAGUGAUAUUACCUUAUCCUCAUAUUACCUUCCACAUCAUCCAAUCUUCAAAAAUGAUACAUUAAGGGUAGUAUAUGAUGCCUCUUCGAAAGAUUCGAAUAAUAUCUCUUUGAAUGAUACUUUGUUCACUGGCCCUAAGCUUCAGCAGGAUAUUUCUGCACUUCUGCUCAAUUUCAGAUUAGGAGUUGUAGUUAUGACUGCCGACAUAAGGUCCAUGUUUUCUCAGAUUCUGGUUACACCAGAACACCGAAAUUAUUUAAAAAUUUUCUGGAGAUUCAGUCCUGAUGAACCGUUGUUAGAAUAUACUUUGAACAGAGUCCCAUUUGGGCUUAAUUGUUCACCGUUUCUAGCGAUGCGCACGCUCAUUCACUUAGCAAAUCAGGAACGAGAAAGGUUUCCUCUCGCUUCUAAAGCUCUUUUGAAUUGUACCUAUGUCGACGAUAUAUGCAUGUCUUGUUAUGACUUAACUGAAGCCCGUACAUUACAAACGCAAUUAAUAUCUUUACUUCAAACAGCAGGCUUCGAACUGAGAAAAUGGACUUCAAAUCAUACUGAAUUGAUUUCCUGCCUGCCCCCAGAUCAUGUCAAUCAAAACUCUCUGAUGUUUAUUGAUAAUCCCAAUUCGGGGGUGAAAAUUUCAAGACUGGAAUGGUCUCUUAUAAACGAUUGCUUUUCAUAUUUAGUACAUUCUAUCAAUGAAAUAUGUACAAAGCGAAAUAUACUGUUUGACUUAGCUCACAUUUAUGAUCCUUUCGGAUAUUUGUGUCCUGUUUCUUUAACCGCCAAAUUGUUAAUUCAAAGUUUAUGGGUUCUUAAAGAGGGUUGGGAUGAAAUUCUUCCUGAACCAAUUGAAAGGAAAUGGAAUAAAUUCAAAGCACAACUUCCAAAUCUUUCUUGUAUCCAAAUACCUCGAUAUUUAUACACUAAUCCUCUCCAGAAAAUAGAUUUGUGUGGGUUUUGUGAUGGUUCUCAAGGCUUAUGCAGCUUGCAUUCUAGGGUCUUGAUACCAAAUAAAUUUGUGAAAAUAUCUUUGGUCAAUGCUAAAUCAAAAGUAACCCCCCUGAAACAACUUUCAAUCCCUCGAAUCGAGUUGUGUGCCGCACUUCUUCUCUCUAAAUGCAUGGAAUUCGUUGGUAAAACGUAUGGAGAGAAAAUAUCAAUUGGAAAUAUAUAUACUUUUUCUGAUAAUACUGUUGUUUUGCAUUGGUUGAACUCUUCAGCAAAUAAAUGGAAACCUUUUGUUGGGAAUCGCGUAUCCGUCAUAAAAGAUAGGCUUUCGAUUGCUACAUGGUAUUACGUUCAGUCUAAAAAUAAUAUUUCCGAUUGUGCUAGUUGA